CAUGUUCCCUUUUAGUACAAACAUAAAUGGAGACGCAGAAAACUCAAGCUGAAACCCCACCAAAACCGGCCAUGUCUUCAUGUCGAAAGAAGACAAAGGAUGAUGCCAAUUUCCUUGAAGACGUUAAGGAUCACAUCGAUGAAUUCAUGAGUGCUUCCAUGGAUGAUCACAAGAAUUGUUUCAACAAGACCAUCAAGAAGAUGUUUGGAUUAUCAAAGGCUGUUGCGGAGAAGCAACAAACUGAGGCUAAAGGAGUCGAGAGUUAUUUGCCACUUCAGACAACAGUCUCGGACUAGAGAAACUGAUACAAUCAAGCUAACAGGAUCUUGGUUCGGUUUACUUUUGGUUGGUUUUUCGUUUACCAUUGUUUAGGGAAUAUGCCCAUUUAUUACAGUAAAUAAAUUAAAGAUGACAGU
Arabidopsis arenosa is the source of this 416-nucleotide messenger RNA. NCBI's taxonomy places the organism in Eukaryota, Viridiplantae, Streptophyta, Magnoliopsida, Brassicales, Brassicaceae. The record is from the annotation of a GenBank genome assembly.